Molecule: messenger RNA, 129 nt
Organism: Ambispora leptoticha
Lineage: Eukaryota; Fungi; Glomeromycota; Glomeromycetes; Archaeosporales; Ambisporaceae
Source: the annotation of a GenBank genome assembly
AUGAUAUCUCCAAAUCAGAAAUUAUCUAUACCUGAAUCAUGCUUACCAAAUAUUGACCAAGCUAGUAUAGUUGAAAAUUCUAUUAUUGCUUCGGAUAAGCAGAAACAGAAGAAGCUAAACGUGAAUUAG